AUACUCGACAAGAGGAAGACCCUCCCGAUUUGGCAACACAAGGAGGAGAUAUUGUCCUCCUUGAAGGAAAACCAAGUCCUCGUUCUCAUCGGCGAGACCGGAAGCGGCAAAACAACACAAAUCCCACAAUUUGUCCUGGAGAUGGACAAGAGAAGGAAGAUGAUGGUUGGAUGCACUCAACCUCGUUGGGUGGCGGCAAUGUCCGUGUCCCAAAGAGUGGCCGAAGAGAUGGAUGUCACAAUGGGUGAAGAAGUCGGCUACACCAUCCGUUUUGAAGACAAGAGCAGCCCUAAAACAGUGUUGAAGUACUUAACCGACGGCAUGCUUUUGAGGGAAGCCAUGACCGAUCCGCUCCUGAAAAGCUACAGCGCGAUCAUUCUCGACGAGGCUCACGAGAGGACCGUGGCAACUGACAUAUUGUUCGGGCUCCUCAAACAGGUGCUGAGGAACAGACCGGAUCUGAAGCUGGUGGUGAUGAGUGCAACGCUGGAGGCUGAGAAGUUUCAGGGCUAUUUCAACGGCGGAGCUCCUCUCAUCAAAGUCCCCGGCAGGCUCCACGAAGUGGAGGUCUUCUACAUCGCGGAGAGCCAGAGAGACUACGUUGAAGCGGCAAUUCAGACAACUGAUCCUGAGAUAGUUAGAUCAAAUUUAGGGUCUAUUUUUCUGACGAUGAAGAAGCUGGGGAUUGAUGACCUGGUGCACUUUGAUUACAUGGACCCACCUGCCCCCAAGACGUUGGAGCGAGCUUUGGAGAUGCUGUACUACUUGGGAGCAAUGGAUGAUGAGGGGAACUUGACUAGGCUCGGGGAGAUCAUGAGUGAGUUUCCAUUUGAUCCUCAGACGGCAAAGGCGCCGAUUGUUAGUCCAGAGUUCAAUUGCUCGAAUGAGAUCCUCUCCAUUUGUGCUAUAUUAUCAGUUCCCAAUUGCUUUGUCCGUCCCCCCAAGGGGGAGGCUCGAAGGAAGGCUGCCAAUGAAGCCAAAGCUCGAUUUGCACAUAUCGACGGAGAUCACCUUACUCUGCUCAACGUGUACCAUGCAUUCAAGUUGAACAACGAGGAACCUUUAUGGUGCUAUGAGAAUUUUAUCAACUACAAAGCCAUGAAGUCAGCGGACAACGUUAGGCAGCAGCUCGUGCGGAUCAUGUCGAGGUAUAACCUCAGGAUGUGCAGCACCGAAUUCAGCAGCAGGGAUUACUACGUCAAUAUAAGGAAGCCGAUACUGGCAUGA
Linum tenue is the source of this 1227-nucleotide messenger RNA. The record is from the annotation of a GenBank genome assembly. NCBI's taxonomy places the organism in Eukaryota, Viridiplantae, Streptophyta, Magnoliopsida, Malpighiales, Linaceae.